This is a messenger RNA of Drosophila navojoa, 1575 nucleotides long. RefSeq names its product importin subunit alpha. Gene Ontology annotation, molecular function: nuclear import signal receptor activity; protein binding. The record is from RefSeq and is a predicted model, not a curated record. Gene Ontology annotation, cellular component: cytoplasm. Gene Ontology annotation, biological process: protein import into nucleus. NCBI's taxonomy places the organism in Eukaryota, Metazoa, Arthropoda, Insecta, Diptera, Drosophilidae.
AAACAUUUUAAAAUUGUUUGAAAUAGAAAAAUCAUACGAAAAAUUACAUCAAAAAUGAAUAAAUCGGAUGCAGACACUCGCCAGGGCCAGUACAAGGCCAACAACAUCAAUACGCAGGACUCGCGCAUGCGCCGCCAUGAGGUGACCAUCGAGCUGCGCAAGUCAAAGAAGGACGAUCAGUUGUUCAAGCGCCGCAACGUCACUGAGGAGGACGUAAGCACACCGUCGAAGGAACUCAAGGGGAAGUCGAUGGACGAAAUCGUCGCUGCCAUGAAUAGUGAGGAUCCGGAACGCCAAUUCGCGGGCAUGCAGCAGACACGCAAAAUGCUCAGCCGCGAGCGUAAUCCACCCAUUGAUGUGUUGAUCAACCAUGGAGUUGUUCCCAUCUGCAUUCGCUUCCUACAGAACGACAGCAACUCUCUUUUGCAAUUUGAGGCCGCCUGGGCUCUGACCAACAUCGCAUCGGGCACAUCGGAACAGACACGUUCUGUUAUCGAACAGAAUGCCGUGCCGCUUUUCAUAUCACUGCUGCAGUCGAAGUCGCUUAAUCUCGCCGAGCAGGCCGUCUGGGCCUUGGGCAACAUUGCCGGCGAUGGCCCGGCUGCGCGUGACAUUGUAAUCCAGCACAAUGUCAUCGAUGGCAUUUUGCGUUUAAUCAAUAAUGAGACGCCGCUGUCGUUUCUCCGCAACAUUGUCUGGCUGAUGUCGAAUUUGUGCCGCAACAAGAAUCCGUCGCCGCCCUUUGACCAGGUGAAGCGCCUGUUGCCGGUGCUGGCGAAGCUGCUGGUCACCCAGGAGGAUGCACAGGUGCUGGCCGAUAUCUGCUGGGCCCUGUCCUAUGUGACGGACGAUGAAAACAGCAAGAUACAGGCAGUCGUCGAUACGAAUGCAGUGCCGCGUCUGGUGCAACUGUUGCAGACUGAUGAGCCGAGCAUCAUUGCCCCGGCACUGCGGAGCGUGGGCAACAUUGUGACCGGAACGGAUAAGCAGACCGAUGUGGUUAUAGCCGCUGGUGCCUUGCCCAAGCUUGCCAAGCUCUUGCAGCACUCGAAGCCCAACAUUGUGAAGGAGGCUGCCUGGACGGUGAGCAACAUCGCGGCUGGCAAUCGGAAACAGAUUCAGGCUGUCAUCGAUGCGGGCAUCUUUGCGCAAAUACGCCAUGUGCUCGCGAAGGGCGAUUUCAAGGCACAAAAGGAGGCCGCCUGGGCUGUGGCCAAUACCACCACUUCGGGCACACCCGAGCAGAUUAUUAAUCUGGUCGAAAAUUACAAGAUACUGAAGCCAUUUAUGGACUUGCUCGAUGCCAAAGAUCCGCGCACAAUCACUGUGGUCCUGACUGGUUUGUCCAAUCUGUUUGCGCUCGCCGAGCGGCUGGGCGGCAUCGAGAAUCUGUGCCUCAUGGUCGAGGAGCUUGGCGGUCUCGACAAACUGGAAGCAUUGCAGCAGCAUGAGAACCGGGAGAUCUACAAGAAGGCCUAUGCCAUAAUAGAUACAUACUUCAGUACUGACGACGACGAGCCCGAAAACGAGCUGGCGCCACAGGAGUCCAGCGACACGCAGCCCGACGCACCGUAG